Messenger RNA from Solanum tuberosum (potato), 3986 nucleotides. Its product is annotated as wall-associated receptor kinase-like 6. Gene Ontology annotation, biological process: cell surface receptor signaling pathway; protein phosphorylation. Gene Ontology annotation, molecular function: calcium ion binding; ATP binding; protein serine/threonine kinase activity. The coding region runs from base 943 to 3852 and encodes 969 amino acids. Gene Ontology annotation, cellular component: plasma membrane. The record is from RefSeq and is a predicted model, not a curated record. NCBI's taxonomy places the organism in Eukaryota, Viridiplantae, Streptophyta, Magnoliopsida, Solanales, Solanaceae. The transcript has 7 exons.
AAGAAGACUCACUAUAUAUUUUAAUCACAUAUUAGCACUCACUAUAUAUUUUAAUCACAUAUUAGCUUUACAUAAAGUAAAGAAGACUCAUUAUAUAUCAUAAUCACAUAUUAGCUCACGGUAAAAUAAAGAAGACUUAUGCAUCAAUGUAAUAUACUAUAUAUUAUAAUCAUAUAUUAGCUUGACGUAACAUAAAGAAGACUCCUGCAUCAAUCACUAUAUAUAUAAUCGCAUAUUAGCUCACUAUAAAGUAAAGAAGACUUCUGCAUCAAUGUACUAUAUAUCAUAAUCACAUAUUAGCAAACUAUAAAGAAAUGAAGACUUGUGCAUCAAUGCACUAAAUAUCAUAAUCGUGUAUUAGCUUGCCAAUAAGUAAAAAGGACUAAAGCAUCAGUGUACAAUCAUAAUCACAUAUUAUAGCUCAAUUUUAUUGACGGCUUGAAGACAAAGCCGUCUAUUUCUUAAAACAAAAUUUUGCAGCUACAAUCACGAUCUCAACAACAACAACAUAAGCAUAUAAUCUCACAAGUGGGGUUUGGGGAGGGUGGGGUGUACGCAACCUCACCCCUACUUUGUGAAGUUAGAGAGAUUGUUUCCAAUGGAUACCUCGGUUCAAGUAAAACAUAUCAAAUGAGGCAUGGAAAGGGAAACAGUAGAUACAAUCACUAUCUCCACUAUUCAAAUUAAGAAUAGGAUGUUAGAAACUCCACGUAAAAAGACCAGCUCGAUCCAACAAUGAUGAAUCGAAAAUGCAAAUUAAAUAUUAACCGGACCAAAACAUUUAAAAAUCAUAAUAUGGAUCCCACUUGUAAAGUUAUUACUUUUUUCGUUUGUCGAGAAGUGGGGAAGCCUUAGCAGGGCCUAUUUCAAAAGUCUAAUGAUGUUUGCAGAAUUUUGUGCCAUCAUAAGAUACGAUUCAACCAGAGAAUGAGGCAGUAAUACAUGAAGAUGCAGAUAACCAUGUGGUCAUUUUUCAUUCUUCUGACGGGGCUGCUUUCUAAAGAAACAACACAAGUUUCAGCUAUAAGAAUAUGGUCAUCAUCAGCAAUAUUAUCUUCACAAAGACCUGGAUGCCCAGAACGAUGUGGCAACGUAACCAUUCCUUUUCCAUUUGGAAUAGGAAAAAAGUGUUACUUCAAUGAAGCAUUUGAAGUGAGCUGCGAUAACAAUACUGCUUUUAGUCAUGGUAAUGGUUUGCCUGUGCAACACAUAUCAAUGGACUCCAUCACUCUUUAUAUUACUUUUACUCCUUUCCUCUACAACAAAUCAUCUGGAAAGAACAUUUACAAUGAUUAUCUUCAAGCAACCAGUAACGAGUAUUUCAGUAUUUCCAACAAGAACAACUUAGUAGCCAUUGGGUGUGACAUUUAUGCUUAUGCCAAAGAUUUAGACACCGGUAGUGGAGGCAGCAUUGUAAGUCAAUGUGCUUCUUUCUGUGGCAACUCCACUUAUAAUGUUUCAUCAUCUUAUUGCACUGGGAAUAACGGUUGUUGUCAGUCUGAAUUAUCAAAAAUAGUACCAAGAGACUUCAAUAUGUACAUACAAACAAUGAACACGGCGGAAACAUCUUGGACAUCUAGCAAUUGCACCUAUUACUUAAUUGUGGAAAAGGGCAGUUCCGAGUUUGACUUCACUCAGUUACGUGGUAAGUGCAAAGAAGAUGAUCAUUAUGAAGGAAGGAUGGCGCUGGACUGGGUAAUUGGCAAUCUUAGUUGCAACAAAGCCACAAGAAUGCCAAAAUAUGCAUGUACAAAGAAUAGUAGGUGCAUCGAUGAUACUACUAGACCUGCUGGGGGAUACCGAUGCGAUUGCUCUUCUGGUUAUGAAGGCAACCCUUACCUCCUUCAUGGAUGCCAAGACAUCGAUGAGUGUGCCAGUCCAAAAACGAAUCCUUGUCCCAACAAUACUCGCUGUGUUAAUACUCUUGGCACUUACCAUUGUGACUCAAAUAAUGUGAGACAUAUGCUAGCUAAACAACUCUCCAUCGGUAUUGGAGCAGCAAUUAUUUUUGUGAUCCUGGUAGCAGUUUGUCUUUGGCUAUGCAAAUGGCUCCGGAAGAGGGAAGAAAACAAAGCUAAGCAAAAGUAUUUCAAGAGGAAUGGUGGAUUGCUUUUGCGACAACGUAUUUCCUUAAAUGGAGAAAGUAGUGGUGGCUCUUUGCCAAAGCUCUUUUUGAAGGAGGAGUUGGAGAAAGCAACAGACAAUUUCAAUGAAAUUCGAAUUCUUGGUAAAGGAGGGGCUGGGACUGUUUACAAAGGAAUGUUAUCAGAUGGAAGCAUUGUAGCUGUGAAGAAGUCCAAUGCAGUGGAUAAAGAUCAAAUUGGACAGUUUAUAAAUGAGAUACUCAUACUCUCCCAAAUAAAUCACAGACACAUUGUCAAGGUACUUGGUUGUUGCUUAGAAACUCAAGUCCCAUUAUUAGUUUAUGAGUACAUCUCGAAUGGAACCUUGUCAUCCCAUGUUCAUGGAAACCUCAGUCACAGUUCUAACCACAUCGAUGAGUGUGCCAGUCCAAAAAGGAAUCCUUGUCCCAACAAUACUCGCUGUGUUAAUACUCUUGGCACUUACCAUUGUGACUCAAAUAAUGUGAGACAUAUGCUAGCUAAACAACUCUCCAUCGGUAUUGGAGCAGCAAUUAUUUUUGUGAUCCUGGUAGCAGUUUGUCUUUGGCUAUGCAAAUGGCUCCGGAAGAGGGAAGAAAACAAAGCUAAGCAAAAGUAUUUCAAGAGGAAUGGUGGAUUGCUUUUGCGACAACGUAUUUCCUUAAAUGGAGAAAGUAGUGGUGGCUCUUUGCCAAAGCUCUUUUUGAAGGAGGAGUUGGAGAAAGCAACAGACAAUUUCAAUGAAAUUCGAAUUCUUGGUAAAGGAGGGGCUGGGACUGUUUACAAAGGAAUGUUAUCAGAUGGAAGCAUUGUAGCUGUGAAGAAGUCCAAUGCAGUGGAUAAAGAUCAAAUUGGACAGUUUAUAAAUGAGAUACUCAUACUCUCCCAAAUAAAUCACAGACACAUUGUCAAGGUACUUGGUUGUUGCUUAGAAACUCAAGUCCCAUUAUUAGUUUAUGAGUACAUCUCGAAUGGAACCUUGUCAUCCCAUAUUCAUGGAAACCUCAGUCACAGUUCUAACCCUUCUGUCUCAAAGUCUGAGUUGGAUGAUCAGAUUCUUCCGCACCCAGCAAUAAUAUUAUCGUGGGAUCAUCGGGUGCGAAUUGCUGCAGAAAUAGCAGGGGCACUAUCUUACAUGCACUCAUGUGCUUCUACUCCCAUUCUUCACAGAGAUAUAAAAUCAAGCAACAUAUUACUAGACGAAAAUUUUAGAGCAGUGGUUUCUGAUUUUGGACUAUCGAGAUUGUUGUCUGUUGACAAGACUCAUUUAACAACAAUGGUAGGGGGUACAUUUGGUUACAUAGAUCCAGAAUACUUCCGCUCAGGUCAACUUACAGACAAAUGUGAUGUCUAUGCCUUCGGUGUAAUUCUUGCAGAGCUUCUAACAAGUCAAAGAGUUGUCACUUCAAACCAACCAGAAGAUCCAGGUUUGGCUUUCCGUUUCACAUUAGCAUUGAAAGAAAAUCGUAUAAUUGAGAUUGUAGACCCUGAAAUUGUAAAAGAAGUUGAGGAUGAACAUGUGAUUCCUGCUGUGGCCAAACUUGCCAAGAGAUGCUUAAAUUUUAAUGCAAGGAGAAGGCCAUCCAUGAAGGAGGUGGCAGCUGAACUUGAACAACAAGGAAAAAUGAGGCAAGAUAUGCCUCAUACUGAGAGUUUUAAAGAUAACAUUUCACCAAAAAGUGAAAGUAGUCAUACUUCUGAUUGUUCCGAAGAAGAUAAUCAGAACUCAGUGUCUCACAAGUCACAAUGAAAUACAUUAUGACAGAAAAGCAAGUUUGUAACUUCUAUAACUUCAACUUUUAUCUUUUGUAAUUGUAAUGUCGAAGUAAUUGCAUGUAUGGACACAAUCAAAUGAAGAUUAGCAUGAUUUGCAUUAAUAUUUAA